GGUUAGGCUGGCAAGGAGGGAGGAAGGUAAGAGUCAACCUCAAGCACCAGAGCCAGCCCUGUCCCACCACUAGCAUUGAUUAUGGGAGCUGCCUUGCCUGCUGGAUUUGUCCCAUAGGGGAGAGAUCUUCCCAGCUCAUGACUACUUAUAAGGGACUUUCUGCUCCCUCACAACAUGGCUCCAUGUUUUCCUGGGCUGCAGUGAUAGAAGUCUGAAAGACAAAUUAGACAGACAUCUCCUCUCCAAGUGCACCACUCUUUAAAUAGAGGCUCACCAGUUUUCCCAGAUGUUAGUUUAGCAAUGCAAGGGCUAAACAAACAGCAGCAGAUGGGAAGUCCCCUGUUGUUGUGCACCACAAAGCUAGAAUACAAAUCCAAAACACGUUUUGCAGAGUUGCUGCUCACAGCAGGUUAGUUUGAGUGAGCAGUGAGCUACAGCUGAAGGAAAUGAGAGAGCAGCAGGAACGUUGUUAUAUCCUUCUCAGCUGUGAUUAGGAAGGAGCAUUGGAAGAUGAUGGCUCACCUCUGAGUUCUGUGUGCUGCUGCUGCAGCAAGGGGUUGAUGGCAUGCUGUGACUGAAAAUAUACUCUGACAGCUCCUGGCAAAGUGACUCACGAGAGAGAUGUUUCCUGGAGCUGGGCACCAAUGUCCUGAGGCCAGCUGAGCAGCUCUUAUUCUUUUCAUGAGAUACAGGGCUGGAGAGCCAGGAAAAGUGGCACAGUGCUGCUGCUCCUCCAGAGAUAACUGUGGCAGGGCUGGGUCCUUCACCCUCCCCAAUGCAUCGGGAGUCUGCAGACACUGUUCCUCAGGGUUCCAACCAGCUGUGUCCAUCAAGCACCAAAAGCCACGUAGCCACCACUCUACUGCCAGCUGCAAGACAGAGCCUCUCUGACCACGCUGUCGGCACAGACCCACUGGCAGAGAGGACAGGUCAAAGGCAGAACAGAGGGAUGAGGACUCGCCUGGGCUGCCUGUCUCACAAAUCAGACUCAUAUAAUGAUUUCACAGCUAUUCUUCCGGACAAGCCCAACCGGGCUUUGAAAAGGCUGUCAACAGAAGAAGCAUCAAGAUGGGCAGACUCUUUUGAUGUCCUUUUGUCCCAUAAAUAUGGGCUGGCUGCUUUCCGUGCUUUCUUGAAGACGGAGUUCAGUGAGGAAAACUUGGAGUUCUGGCUUGCCUGUGAGGACUUCAAGAAGACCCGCUCAGCAGCCAAGCUGGCCUCAAAGGCUCAGCGGAUCUUUGAGGAGUUCAUUGAUGUGCAGGCUCCUCGAGAGGUGAACAUAGACUUCCAGACACGGGAGCUGACAAGAAGAAAUAUGCAGGAGCCCUCCCUCUCUUGCUUUGACCAAGCCCAGGGGAAGGUGCACAGCCUGAUGGAGAAAGACUCUUACCCCAGGUUCCUGAGGUCCAAAAUUUACACAGACCUGCUGUCUCAAACCCAGAGGAGGCUCAGUUAAAGCAGCGAUGGGGCCCUGAGAAACCAUGUGCUUCCCACAACAGCGAGAAACCAUGUCUAAAUGUGAAACUUUUUGGUGUGGGAAUGAGAAAAGAGGGAGAAAGGGAAGAAGAGAUUCCAGAGUGUGAUCCAGAUGUGGUAUUAGGACUCUUUCUGUGCUUUUUUUUUGGUUAGUGGUAGCACCUUGCAGUUGUUGCCCCUCUAGCACAAACCCAUAAACCUUUCUAGUCAUGGGGUCAUCUGUUGGGAAGUUUCCUUUGAAAUUACUAUGCUGGUUUGUGUGUAAAUAAUGCCAUUGCACCUUUCCAUCCUUCCAGACCUCUCCCUGGCUCUCACCUCUCCCCUGUGUUUGGAAGGGCCCUAAGGGCAGUUGCGAAAUGUGUGAAGCCAAGUCCAGUCUGAAGCAUUGUCUCCCACGCUGGCUGCUGGGGUCUGAAUCCAGGGACCAUGAGGAGGGGGAGAGAAGACAAAGGCACAUGAUUCAUGCUGCUUCCCAGAGUGGAAACCAUCAAUGAACUCAGCUCACCUUCCCAUUUUGAUUGCACACCUUGUAACACCAGCUGCUAUCCUGUCACAGCCCCUUAUCUCCCAGGGAUGGAGAUUAAGAGUUAUUUUCCAUACAACUGUCAAGGAGCUAUUUUUUUUUUUUCAUGAGGAAUGUAUCCCAAAAGCUCUCACUAGACCUGGUCAGGCAAGUCUUCUAGGGAAAAUGACUGGUUUUCAUUAAUAGCAUUUAUUUGUGCUGUAGUUCAGCCUCAGGACCCCUGUCAUCAUUCAGACUGUAUUGUGCUAGGCACUGCCCCAAAACCUAAGACAAAGAGGUUCCUAGCCACCAUUACAUUAACAGGCUUGGUGGGUUCUCAAGAAUGACCUGCCAUUAGGAAAGAGUUGAGAGAAGGACUGUCCCAUCUGCCCCAUGCUGAGAUGUACAAAGAGCACAAGACCUGUCUUCUAUGGCAGAUAGCAUUGUUCAUGUAGUAUCUGUAGGGAGAUACUACAUCUGCAUAGCAGGGAGAGAUAACAUGAAAAAUCACAAUUACAUUUUUGUCAUUUGCUGAUCAUUGACUGUAGUUGUUACCUACCAGUUGUCCACUGUGGGUUCAAUACCAUGUAAAGAUCUGCUGAAACAGA
Neopsephotus bourkii (Bourke's parrot) is the source of this 2586-nucleotide messenger RNA. RefSeq names its product regulator of G-protein signaling 8. The coding region runs from base 776 to 1456 and encodes 226 amino acids. The transcript is spliced from 8 exons. The record is from RefSeq and is a predicted model, not a curated record. NCBI's taxonomy places the organism in Eukaryota, Metazoa, Chordata, Aves, Psittaciformes, Psittacidae.